UGCGCGCGUUACCGGCCGGCGUAGCCGGCACGACAAACCGGAGCAGCGUUCAGACGGUUGGCACAGUGGCGCAGAAUUUCCUGCAGAACGACGACGGCUUCUGUAGAUUUCAGGACAUCAAAGAAAAGAAGGACUUAAAGAUGGCAGAAGAUAAGAACGAGACAAGCCCAAGCGCGGAGAACGAGAAAUCACCGCAGGAAACAACGACGACGUCGCCGCCGCCGCAGACCGUCAAAGCGGACAAAGAGGAGCCGACGAAAGAUUGUAAGGAGAACGAGAAGAAAAUCGAAGAGAAUGACGAGGGCGAGAAACCGAAGGAAAACGGCGAGGAAAAACCCACGCCGGAGCCGAAGGACAUGCGGGCGAUCGUACUCAACGGUUUCGGUGGCUUAAAAAGUGUCAAGGCUUUGAGAAAACCGGAGCCUACCCUCGGCGAGGGAGAGGUCCUUAUACGUGUCAAAGCUUGCGGAUUGAACUUCCAGGAUUUGAUGGCUAGACAAGGUGCGAUCGAUUCGCCACCGAAAACUCCGUUCAUCAUGGGUUCGGAAUGCGCGGGUGAUAUCGAGCAAGUCGGCGAGGGAGUUGAGAACUUCAAAGUGGGCGAUAGAGUAAUCGCUCUUCCGGAUCACAAAGCGUGGGCGGAGCUCGUUGCCGUGCCGGCAACAUCCGUUUUCGCGUUACCGUCUGGAAUGAGCUACCUCGACGCGGCCGCCAUCACCAUGAACUACACCGUGGCUUAUAUCCUACUGUUUGAAAUGGCUCAUCUCACGCCCGGCAAAAGCCUGCUGCUUCAUAGCGCCGGCGGCGGUGUGGGUCAAGCGGUGGUUCAGCUCGCGAAAACUGUCAAAGAUGUGACCAUCUUCGGCGUUUGCAGCAAAUCCAAGCAUGAGGCAUUAAAAAACGCCGGAACUAUCGAUUACCUUCUGGAACGAGGAACAGAUUAUAGUAACGAAGUCAGAAAAAUUUCACCGGAAGGCGUGGAUAUUGUCUUAGACUGUUUAUGUGGCGAAGAGUGUAACAAAGGCUACGCCCUCUUGAAGCCAAUGGGCAAGUACAUACUUUAUGGAUCCAGCAAUGUCGUCACCGGAGAAACCAAGAGUUUCUUCUCUGCGGCACGAGCAUGGUGGCAAGUCGAUAAAGUGUCGCCUAUAAAGCUGUUUGACGAGAACAAAACGUUAUCGGGAUUCAAUCUACGCCAUUUGAUGUACCAACACGGCAGUCACGAAUUCGUGCGACGAGCGGUGAAUCAAGUGUACACAUUGUGGAACGAGGGCAAAAUCAAGCCGGUGGUGGACUCGACAUGGGCGUUGGAGGAUGUACCCGAAGCUAUGCAAAAAAUGCACGAUCGCAAGAACAUCGGUAAGAUCGUGUUGGAUCCGAGUCUGGAGCCGAAGCCUAAACCAGCCACGCCGGCUAAGGGCAAAGCGAAAGACAAGAAAACUGCGAAUCAAGAGGAGAAAAAGGCGUCUAGCGUAGAAUCGGAGGAGGGAGAGAAGAAAAAGGAGCCCGAAUUGACAAACGGCACUUCAGAAGACAAGUCUGAUAGCGAUUCGAAAGAAAAGGAAUCUAGCUGAAUUAACGGUAGUAAUUAAAUAUCUGAAACAAAAAAUUGCUAAUCAUAAACAUAAAAAAAAAAAAAAAUUGGAUAUCAGGAAAGUACUAUUGCUGAGAGAUCCAUUGCUAUUGUCCAAGAGAACGAAAUAUAUCGAAUUCGAAUACUUGAAUAAUUCACGAGCGGUAUCGCAAACCUUAUAUGCGGGCAAUCUACAUAACGCGAGAGAGAAACCACAGUUCAUAUCACACGAUCGAUUAAAUAAUAGCAAGGUAGAGAAAUCGAGUGAUUAUCUGUGAGAUAUGUAUGUUACUUUUAACAACAAAUAACACGUUAUAUAUACGUUUUUGAUUGAGCGAUCAAUCGUUCGCACAGCAAAAUAUGCGCACUAAUAAUUUUUUUUAACGUCCAAACGGACGUUUUUUUCUUCACCAUUUGUCAUCCAUUACGUGUCGUGUAUUUUCCUCACACAUUUGCGUUGAGAUUGAUAGUUUUUUAUGCGAGAAUUCGAAUAAGAGAGAAUCAUCCAUAUUAUAUACUAAGGACGAGAGAGAGAAAGAGAGAGAAAGACAACCAAAUCCACAAUAUACAAGUAACAAUCUCAAUGCGGUCCACAAUAGUUUACGAAAUAUAAAAACAAUGUAUGCUCAUAUUUUCACAUAAAUCAACAGAUUAAUUUUGCGAGUAGAUAAGUGAACAACUGUUGAAUGUCAGAAGAUCACUAGAUAUAGCUUGGCUUUUUUUGUAUUAUUGUUAUCGCAUUUUAAAAAAUAAUAUGUCAAUGUUUCAGUAUUUAUAAGACAAACGAAUUAAAAAAAAAAAAACAAAAGAAAAA
Messenger RNA from Pseudomyrmex gracilis, 2387 nucleotides. Its product is annotated as synaptic vesicle membrane protein VAT-1 homolog-like. The record is from RefSeq and is a predicted model, not a curated record. Gene Ontology annotation, molecular function: zinc ion binding; oxidoreductase activity. Bases 141 to 1574 code for a protein of 477 amino acids. NCBI's taxonomy places the organism in Eukaryota, Metazoa, Arthropoda, Insecta, Hymenoptera, Formicidae. The transcript has 8 exons.